UACAUUUUUGAAAGUUACGCGCUAUAAAAUAAAAAAAUCUAAAUUUUUAAUAAAUAUUAGGUAUUAUCUACGCCAAAAUGUUAACCAAGGAAGAUGUUGAUAGUUGGAAUAAGUUGUUUCCAGAUUGUCAAAUAAAUAAAACAACUUUAAGCAAUCCAACUGAACAUUUUCUUACCAAUGCACUGGUGGGCUAUUUGAGGCACUUUGGCUACAAGAUAGAGCCACCAUUUAAUCUUAACGCUGAAAAUAAAGAAAACAAUAGAGAAACUCGAUUAUUUCUCAUUAUGUUAGCCCGACAGAUUGAUCAUUUCUUAAAAAUCACAGAUAAAAUCUAUUCAUUUACCUAUUACGAUUUAAUACGGCCAACUCCUAAGAAGACGGCGCACAUGCUGUAUAUACUUCUUAAUUAUUAUUACUACUACAAUCUGUAUAAGGAGAGUGUUUUUAAAAUGGCCCAUGAAAGAAUACACAAAUUGGAGGAGUUGAGGGGCCUUGUUGAUGAUAAACGUCGCGAUAAUGAGCGUAGACGAGAAGAAAACAAAAAUAUGAAGUCGACAAUAGAGAAUUUAAUGGAAGAGGUUCCUAUGGCUCGUACCAAACAUAAAGAACUAGAAAAGAAAAGUUUUCAGCAGGAGGAAGAAUUCAAAAAACUGAAUAACACCUAUAAAGAACUUAAGGAGAAACUGAAUCAUUUGGAAGAGCAAAAGAAAAUUUUACGUAAACGUGUUGUUGCCGAUGACGAAUCUAAGGAGUUGCACAAACAACUGCAGCAGCUUAAAUUGGAAAUAGCCGAACAAAAGGAAAUUGAAUUAUCGAAUGCCUCGAAUUUGAAUGAGUGCAAAGAUAGCUAUGCAAAGUUACAAAAAUUAAGUAAAGAAAUUGAAAAAGCCAAUGAAAUUAUACCAUUACGUUUGAUAAAACAAGUGCAAGAAACCAAUAAGCAGUUGUCACGAGCUCAAAAAGAGGAGCACGAUUUACAACGCCAACACAAAGGCUUACUGCAGGAAAUUGAGGAAGAGAAUCAACCCAGAUGUUCCCUGGAACAGGAAGAACAAAAUAAAAAACAAGAAUACGAAUUCAAACAACAGGAGCACAUGAAGACACUAAAUGCUAAACAAAAUAUGUUGGCACAAAAAAUUAAGCAAAAAACACAAUUGGAGGAAGAGGAGCACAUUUCGGAGUGUCAGCUGGAAGAGCAGAAAGAUAUAGCCCAGUACUUGGUGGAAAAUAUUUCGGAGAUUUUGGAAUCUUAUGAAGAUUAGUCGAGUUGUUUUAAUUUUCAUUUGUUUUAUUUAUAUUAUUUUCAAAUAAACUUACAAAAACUGCUUAAAUUACAAA
Messenger RNA from Calliphora vicina (urban bluebottle blowfly), 1338 nucleotides. RefSeq names its product Nuf2 (gene Nuf2). The coding region runs from base 78 to 1262 and encodes 394 amino acids. The transcript has 2 exons. The record is from RefSeq and is a predicted model, not a curated record. Gene Ontology annotation, cellular component: Ndc80 complex; kinetochore. Lineage: Eukaryota; Metazoa; Arthropoda; Insecta; Diptera; Calliphoridae.